Patiria miniata (bat star) is the source of this 5105-nucleotide messenger RNA. RefSeq names its product mucin-2-like. NCBI's taxonomy places the organism in Eukaryota, Metazoa, Echinodermata, Asteroidea, Valvatida, Asterinidae. Bases 714 to 3575 code for a protein of 953 amino acids. The transcript is spliced from 2 exons. The record is from RefSeq and is a predicted model, not a curated record.
AAUUGUGGUCUGAAUAAACUAUUUACUUUUCGAAUAAUGGACCACAUUGAAGACUUGUUAUUGGGAAUUAAUAUUUUGCAUUCCUUCCGUGAAAGAUAAGAUAACAGCGAAACACGAAGGCUGAAUGACCGCGACACAAUAACAGGAGUUCGACGAACGAGGUUCAUUGUCAUAUUUAUUUACCCUGGACAAAUAUUUGUUAUCAGUGAGGCAUUUAGGCCCGACGUCCACGAAUGAAAAUCAACAAGUUGUGUCUCUUGAAAACACUCGAUCGCUGAACUCUCUGAACAAAACACUAACGGUGAUCCGAGUCACCUUUCUGGAAAUAGUGUUUCGUCAGACAUAUGUAUAUAACCCCUUUAAAGUAUGCGGAUUGCCAUACGUUUGUACAUGUACGUCUACGUGCCGAGCGAAUGGGUCAACACGUGACCCCCUUGCACGCGUCUGUGUGAUACAGUGUAGAAGUAUGCAGUGUUUACGCAAUUGUUUUUGAGAAAAGUAUAGCGGGAUAAUCCCCGAGUCGAAAAACCUCCGUCAUCAUUUAAUUUUAGUUUACGACGAAUCUUCCCACUCCACUCCAAGGUCGUUGUAUUUACAUCCGGGAGUGAUUAUUGGAAGAUUGGGAGUGGUAUAAAAAGCACUGUCUUCGUUUCCUUCCAGAUUAGAGAUUUUGCUUUUCGACACGACACACUAUUCUUGAGUUGGUGUACAACAUGGAGUUUGUGACACUGCGAUCGUUUGGACUGAUCUUCUGUGUUUUAACUCUCUGUUUCUACGGGGCCUUUGGGGUUCUUGAAGCACAGAUUGUUGUGGUGAACGGCACAGAAGUAGGACCGGGUGUCGUGGACGCUGAGGAAGGGGAUAACAUUACGCUGAGGUGUGAAGUGCGAGGUUUAGCGCAGGGAGAUACCAUCACCUGGCGGCUCAACUUUCAGGUCCUAACGACUGACGGUCGGAUUGUGAUCACACAAGGACCGCUCGAUGGCCGGGGCGAUUCUUCUACUGAUGAGGCACUCACACUGACUAUUUCCCACGUCAGCACACGGGACACUGGACGAUACGUUUGUGAAGUACGGCAACAGAACGCAGAAAACCCUUUGACGCACGCCGAAGAGGCAACAUUGACUGUGUUUUCCUUCCCGGGCGAUGGUAAUCCAGCAUGCACGCCGAGCGGUCCACUGGCCGUGUACAUCGGCGACAGCACGGCACUGACUUGUGCAUCGCGUAGAGGUAACCCUCCCGUAAACCUGACCAUCUUCACCCUAGACUCUGCUCCAUCUGAUGUUGCGUGGAAUACCACUGAGUCUGAAGACACGAUCACAAAGAGUAAGGACUUGGUGAUCAACGCACCUCACGCCGACUUUGUUUUCAUCUGUAAAAUCACCAGCCCCCGGUAUCCAGACGAGCGGCGGAAUUGUACUAUCGGCCCCAUCCGUGUCGAGCAGCGUCCCCAGCCGACCACACCGCAACCAACUUUCUCUCAUACCCCAACCGUGUCUGAGACCACAGCAACAAGUGAACUGACCAGAGUUAGAUCCUCUGCUGCCGAUGUAAGCACUGCCCAGCCGCUUCCAGAUACCAGUGGUUAUACAAUUCUGUUCUCCUCCCCGGGCCAGACUGACACAGCCGAACCGCUUUCGACGCAAACUGCUCCUCUGGAUUCCUCAACACAGACAAUGUCCACCUACAUCAAUGCCAUUCCAACCACACCAUCAGAGACAAGCCAGACUGCAUCUUCUGCAUCUUCGGACACACCUUCCACAGAGCCCACACAUCAGCAAACUUCUCCGCCAGUGACUGAAAACCCAAUAAUCCCUGCUAGCACGUCGGCCAUGUUGACCGAUGGUGCUUCAACGAGAGACAGCACGACGAUCAAACCUACUGACCCGAUGUCCCAAACAACUUCUGCAAUGUCUGAGGUUUCAACAACCGCAGUAAGUCUGACUACAACUUCCGUAUCUUCAAACACCCCCUCCACAGAGCCCACAUUUCAGCAAACUUCUCAACCAGUAACUGAAAACUCUUUUACCCCUGCUGUCACUUCAGCCACAUUGACCGAUAGUGCUUCAACGAGUGACAGCACGACGACCAAACCUACUGACCCAAUAAUGUCUCAAACAACUUCUUCAAUGUCUGAUCUCUCAACUGCCACCCCAGAGGUUUCAACAACCGCAGUAAGUCCGACUACAACUUCAGUUUCUUCAAACACCCACUCGACAGAGCCCACUUUUCAGCUAACUACUCAACGAGUAACUGAAAACUCUCUUACCCCUGCUGUCACUAAUUCAGCCUCGUUGACCGAUAGUGCUUCAAUGAGUGACAGCACGACGACCAAACCUACUGACCAAAUGUCCCAAACAAUGUCUGCAAUGUCUGAUCUCUCAACUGCCACCCCAGAGGUUUCAACAACCGCGGUAAGUCCGACUACAACUUCAGUUUCUUCAAACACCCCCUCGACAGAGCCCACUUUUCAGCAAACUGCUAAACCGGUAACUGAAAGCUGUCUUACCCCUGCUGUCACUAAUUCAGCCACGUUGACCGAUAGUGCUUCAACAAGUGACAGCACGACGACCAAACCUACUAUCCCAAUGUCCCAAACGCCUUCUGUAAUGUCUGGUCUCUCGACUUUCACUCCAGAUGGUUCCACAUCCGUGGUAAGUCCGACUACAUCUUCUUUAUUUUCGGACACCCCCUCCACAGAGCCCAUAUUUCAGCAAACCACCCUGUUAGUGACUGGAAAACUGAUUACCACUAUUGCUACUUUGACCAACCCUACUAGCCAAAUUUCAGAUCCGACUACAGAACUCCUCUCGACCAUGCCAAGUCUCUCGACUACUGACCCGGACAGCUCUACCACCGUUGAGAGCACACCAACUGCUCUCCCCUCCACAACUGGAACUUUCCUGACUGAACCCAAAACUAACCCCACCACAUCGCCAUCCGACUCCCCAUCAACUUUUCCCGACCACACGACUGUGUCCUCCGACCACAGUACCGUUUUCCUAGAAGCUAGCACAAUCCAGUCGAGCACAGAGAAGGGUGAGGUCUCUACGAAUAAUGCACCACCAACUCAGUUACCAUUGCCAACUGAAACUAGCCCAACUUCUCAGAGCUCUGACCCAAUCACCUCUCCACUGACAUCCUUGUCAAGUGCCACCACCGUGACCCCUGAAUUGUCAAGCCAAGACCCCAUCCCCACUGCCAUCAACCCAAGAACACAUCGGUCUUCCACGACUGGCAAGUACAUCCCAAGCAAGACUGAAAGUCCUCGCCCGAAGAGCAGCCACAAACCUGCCUUCACCACUCUCGAUCAUAUGCCGCCUGACCCAAUGGAGGGUGACCAGCAACCUCCACUUUACUGGCUGAUCGCUUUUAUCGUGGUCGCUGCUUUACUAAUCCUUUCCGUUGUCAUCAUUGUCUUGAUGUGCUUGAAGAUGUGGCACAUGAGCAGAUUCAACUGGACUCUGGGAACGGACGCCUUGCCGACCAGGGAACAGCAUGAAAGGCAAAGGGGUCAGAUGAAGAACGGCAUUGUGAACGGUGGUUUCUACGAAAUACCGUUAAGCCCUGUUUAGACAGGAAGCCAUUGAGCUGCUUUUAGUAAGGAAUUUUGAAACCACAUAAAAAAGAAUAACUUGGGGGGAAAAAUCCUAACCAGCAAAAACAAAUUUAGUCGUUGGCUUUUGCUUCAGAUGUUAUUUUUGCAUAGAAUGCAUGUGUUCCCUGUUUAAUAUCACAUAAGCAAAACUUAAGACGUUGCCAAGAUAGCACAUAGGUGAAAUGGAACAUAGGCCAAGUUGUUUAGUUGUUUCCUUGAAUAUUUUUAAUACAUUUUUAGAUCAAGUGCACGCUAUACUAAGCGAAACUUCUUUGGCUAAACGAAUCUUGCACUAAGAGGAAUGCAUAAGUGACUUUUGUAUUUUAUUCACUGUAUUGUACUCGGCCAUUAACGAAAAUAUUGUACAAAUUAUGAUUGUGUACUGUUAUGAUGACUUAUUCGAAACCUGUGUAAAAUUGUAUUUAUUGAAUCCGUCCAUCGGUUUAUGUAUUUCUCAAUGUAUAUAACUAAGUUGCCAGAUUUCUAAGUUUUUGCCAUAAAGAAUCAUUUUUGAUGUGUACAUGUGGUUGAGUUUUACGGUUUGACAUGCAUGCACUUGUACCCGUUUUCCCUACAAAAUAUAAAAUUGGAAGUAAUUAUUUUUUUAUUUCCAAAGACUUCAAAUUCGCUGUGUUCGAGUAGAAGACUAUUUGGAUCGAAUGGAUCGAGUAUUUAUCUGGGUUUCCUCCGAAAUGAUUCUUUUCUCAAGGUGUUUCAAUCAAAACUUUUCACCUUUCUUCGAAAUUAAAGGGAUAAUGACAUUAGACAAUUUUAACACAGGAUGUUUCUUUUCACUCAGACUCAGUGAUAUUUAUAUUAGUUUAGAAAGUUAGUUGCCUGCUUAUAAAAAAUGAAUGCGUAUACCAAAUUUUGUUGUUGAUAUUUUCACCUGAAUACAUCACCAACUUGAUGAAUACACUGAUGUACAAUUUUCACUCACUAUCUGCAGGCUAUAAAUUUUAAUGAAUAAAUUGUAAAUGUUGAAAUAUUAGAUCGUUAAACUUUAACGACUUUCUCAAAACUCUGUUUUUACUGACAGUUUAAGAUGUUCCUCAAUUGAAUCUUGUACAUGUAUUCUCCAGCAAAACCUUUAUUCAUUUAGAAAUCGAUCAUUCUAAAUAGACCUAGACAUCUUUUGUUUUAUUUGGUUUUGUAUAUAUUUUUCUGCUAUUUUGGGUUUUGUUUUAAAUGCUCGUUUAUACGGGGAAAGGUUGACGAUUGUACAUUGAAAACUAUUUCUGCCUAUUUAACGUGAAGUGCUACGUCUUAAAAUAGUGUUGCAUAAUUGCAUUGAAUGUUAUGAAGACUUUCAUGUUUGAUUUUCAGUUCUUUUUCGCAAUGUGUAUCUUGAUAUGUAAACUUAUACACACUGUUAAAUGGUAAUUAGGGGAUGUUUUAAAAUGUACACAGUUAAAAUGCGUUGUAACUUCUCACUCCGUGUCAAUUAGCAUACACGCAAAACUGAAGUUGUUUUUAAUAAUCAUAUUAUGAAAAGGAUCAUCUUGAA